UUAAAAUCCCAUGUGAAGGACAAAUCUGUCAUUUCAAGAACCGUGUGAAGGACAAAUCUGUCAUUUCACGAACGCUUAUAAAUUCCCGCGGAACUCCAACACUUCAACUUUACCUGCCCAGAUUUACUCGCAUCACCGGAGAAACGGAAAUCGGAAUUUUUUUGUGUGUGGAAACAUUCGAUCUGAGAGUUUCAGAUGGAAUUUCCGAGGCGGAGUUUCAAAAUUGAAAUCAAUUCACUGUUGGAUUCGAUCUGAGAUUUCGAUUAUUUUCCCUUCUUUUGUUUGUGUGCGUUUGUGUUUUUCAUCUUUUUAGUGAUGGGAUUCUGCUUCUCUCCGUCGAUAACUCCGGCGAGAUUGUUGUGGACGACGAGCUUCUUCCGCCACAAACUCAUGAUUUUCUAAUCGGUAAAAUCUAUUUCAGUGUCAAGUGUUUCGAAUUCAGUUCUUCUUUCUACGUCCUCGCCGUCACGAGAAGUGAAAUCGGCCGCGUUGCGACGACUAGAGGCGGAGAAAUGGAUUCAGGCUGGCUUUCCGUUGAUCGAUCAGGAUCUCGUGUAAAUUUGCAUUCCCCUGAGAAUCUCAGUCUGAUUCUUCCAGGAUAUUCGACGGUCAUGGACAUGGAUGAAUCUUCAAAGAGAGGUUUCUCCACAAUCUCAGGACAUUCAUUCAAUCGGAAAUACUGCGAUCAUAGCGCGUACGAGAGAAAGCAUCGCUUGACUGCUGAACAGGUGAAUUUGCUGGAGAAGAACUUCCAAGAAGAGAACAAACUAGAGCCGCUGAGGAAGAGUCAGCUGGCGAAGAAUCUGGGUUUGCCGCCUCGUCAAGUGGCUGUCUGGUUCCAAAAUCGAAGAGCUCGUUCGAAGGUAAAGCAGAUCGAAAAACAGUACGAUCUUCUCAAAUCUUUAUACGAUUCCCUCCGGGAAAAGCAUGAGUUGGUUCUCGAGGCGAACGAGAAGCUUAAAGCCGAGGUCCUGACCUUGACAGAGAAGCUUCAAGCCAGUGGAAUCGAUUCACAGCCCACGAAUAACCAAAAUGCGAGAAGUUUUCCUAACGACCCUGAAGAGAAACCCGACGAGACCAUGAGCUCUAGUGCGGCUCUAAACCCAGCCGCUGACGAUGAGGAUAACUUCUCAGACGUAUUUAUGGCGGCAGAACAACAAACGAACGAUGAACCCUUCGACUGGUGGGUUUGGCAGUCGAUUUCACAGCCACUCUGGAUUUAGACUAUUUAUCCAGAUGUUUGGACUGACUGACUCCACUCAUUCGAUUUUGCACUAAUUACGCUUUAAUCGUCGGUGCUGGAUACGUGACAAUGUUGGGAGAGAAAGCGAAGUAUACGGAGAAAAAGUUGGGAAAAGAGAGAAGCAGAUGACUCUAAAGUGAAGGAAAGCAGAGGGGCAUUAAUAAAGCAAAAGCCUUUGCCUUUUGAUCUUCUAUUAACUAUGCAAUUGAAGUUCAGUUCUUACUGUUUGCCCAAAAUGAAAACCAUAAGAAAAAUAUAAGCUUUUGACAAUAUGUUUACAACUGAUGAUUGUAAUCUCAAAAAUAUGCUCAGAGAACCUUAACAUUGAUUUGUUUCAAUGGGGUUUUUUUGUUCUUCUGAUGCACAAUGAUAGCAAAAAAGGAACUACCUUUAGCUGUUGUUCUU
This is a messenger RNA of Tarenaya hassleriana, 1648 nucleotides long. RefSeq names its product homeobox-leucine zipper protein HAT5-like. The transcript has 5 exons. Gene Ontology annotation, biological process: positive regulation of DNA-templated transcription. The coding region runs from base 513 to 1223 and encodes 236 amino acids. Gene Ontology annotation, cellular component: nucleus. The record is from RefSeq and is a predicted model, not a curated record. Lineage: Eukaryota; Viridiplantae; Streptophyta; Magnoliopsida; Brassicales; Cleomaceae. Gene Ontology annotation, molecular function: DNA-binding transcription factor activity, RNA polymerase II-specific; sequence-specific DNA binding.